Molecule: messenger RNA, 1178 nt
Organism: Desarmillaria tabescens
Lineage: Eukaryota; Fungi; Basidiomycota; Agaricomycetes; Agaricales; Physalacriaceae
Exons: 1
Coding region: 194-1063 (289 amino acids)
Source: RefSeq, a predicted model, not a curated record
CGCCCUGACGCAUAUUAAAGCCGAGUUACCAGCAUCUGUGACCUGUCCUCAACGUUUGGCCCAUAGGCAGUGUCUUAUCAGUGAUGAAACCUCGGCAACUCCCUGUCUCACAUAUCUGAGACGCAUCAAUUCCUACCACCAUCAUAGCAAAGUUCAUUUUCGUCAGUAUCUUUCUUGCUCCCGACAUCAUAAGAUGGCACGACUUCCUGUCGAACUCUUCGAAAGCAUCAUAGCGGAGAGCUGGUACCUUCCGCUGGACAAUCAAGACCGUCUUCAUCUGAUGAAGACAUUCCCCCUCAUCUGCCGGUUCUGGCUGCGUGCAUACCACCGUAUCUCAUUCAUCGACAUGUUCGUCCCCUCACGCGCAUAUGUCGACUACUAUCUCCAUUUUAUUUUCCUGGAAAAGGGAAAACAUUCUCUAUUUCGCAUGGAUGACUCUGAAGAAAUUGUUCCCAUCGCCGAAUACAUAUCCUCCCACUGCCGUUCGAUAACUGUAAUCAUGUCUCACAAAAAUCAUCCUAAUCUCAGUUGGCCCUUCCUGUUCCCUCAUCUCCAUCUCCGUCGGGUGUCUUUCAUCAUUGAUGACCUACGGGAGCAACCAAUAAUAAUCCGGGCCCCGAGUAGGUUGCCCCCCAGCGUUGACGAGAUAGAGAUAAUUUUUCCCCACAACGACUAUUGGAUGCACCAGAUCCGGCGUCUGUUCCUUUACCUCUCAACGGAGCGGUACCUUCGAUAUGAGGGUUUAGUUAAUUUUAUAUUACCUAUUGUCCGCAAGGUCACCUUCAAAGGGGCCAAUUUCGCCCUCCUGUUUAUCGACGAGUUGAGGUGUCCGAUCCUCGAGACACUCAUAACUGAUGCAGUUGUGGACAUCGGUGAAGUGGGGUUCGACAUUGUGUAUGUCCAGCCUCCACCUUCAAACGCUGACUUCUUGAAGAGCAUAUCCAGAUUGGAGCCACGGCCAGUUCCGGAAGUCAAGCAGGAGGGGCGACUGGAAGAGCUUAAUUGGUGCUGGAGCAUUUUGGACAGUUGGAUUACAAGUUGGAUCUCCUGGGUUAUUGGAUGACGACCGUGAACGUUUGUUAUAUUCCGAAUCCCUCCGCCGAUGCAAUAAGAGAAUCUCCAUUUCCUACGUUUUCUUGCAAUGGAUGGUGAGAAUGGUCCUGGUCAAGCUAGCAUUA